UCAGGAAACUACUGUGGAAAAAGCAGCGAGGGAGGAACAGAAACUGAAGCUGGAACUAGAGCGUGAGGCUAAACUAAACAGGAGGGCGCACGGGCAGCCCGAAUUCAACUCAAACGGAGUCCCGCAGUCACUUUUGGUCUGGGGUCGGGAGUCUGCAGUCAGCGACAGAGCGUGGGAGUUAUUAUAAAACAAACAACCAGAAGGAGGAGCAGCAACGACAAAGCCAAGUCUAUUAACAGGGCAAACACAAGCCUCGCUUCUCUCCUUUAACGAGAAAAGGAAAACCCAUCCACCCACGAAUGGGUAAGCUGGCAAUGAGGCGACAUCGAUGCGAGGAGCAGCAGCAGGAGCAGAUGAGGAGGCUGCCUGGAACCGAUUCGAAACAGUUAGCCGGCAAAUCGGAUUGCGAAUCUGCUGUAUUGACAUAAGGAAAUCGUUAGCCGGCUUAGCCAGCAGCCCCCCAACCCGAGACACAAAGUGGAGCCGAAAUUUAAAAUUAAAAAUAUUGCAAAAAAAAGAGCGAAGAUAAGCAGAGACGCUGGAAAUCAAAGACGGCACACAAAGUGAUAUGCUAAUGCAUUGGAUUUAGAGAGAGACAGCGAGACAGAGAGAGAGAGCGACAGAGACAGAGACAGAGACGGGUCGAGUGUUGAAGCAUGAAUAUUUCAUGAGGCCAAAGCCGAGCAGGAGACAGAGAGUUAAGAGCCAGCCCCAAGUGAUGACAAUAAGCUGUGACAUGGCGGCAAGUCGCUAGAGACAAGCUCAGAAACAGCUCAGAGCAGAGUGAGAAUUGCCCAGAGCGAAAGAGAAGCGACAACAGUUUCCGGGCUGCAAGAUGACAGAACUAAGACGAGCUAAUGGCCUGGACGCCUCCGUUCCGCGGCUCCACAAGCAGCACUCGCUGCGGCAGCAUCCGCUGCUGCACUCGCUGGCGGAUCAUGGCUGCAACCUGAGCAGCGGUGGCAACAGUGCGGCAAGCACCACCAGCAGCAGCACGGCCACAGCCACCACAGCACUCGGAGGAGGAGUUGGAGCUGUACCUGGCACUGGGCUGGGCAGCACUCAGCGCAGUGUGGAGUUCGAUGAGCAUGAUAUUUUCUAUGUGUCGCCAUCGAAGCGAAAAGGGGGAGGCCCUGCCAAUGGCUCUCUGGUGGCUCCUCCCAGCAAUAAUCACAAUGUGGUUACCUUUUCCAACUUUGUGAGCGAACAGCGGAUGACGCCUGCCUCCUCGCAUCGCGGAUCGUUGAAGCGCAGUAAGGGACGCAGCAAUCAGUCGCUGUGCAGCUGCGAUGCCGGCGAUGAGGCACAGUUGCAGCUGCAGCCGGAUGCUGCCGCCAGGCCGCUCUUCGAGUACAGUCUGGAGCGGCGACGGAAGACACACACAUACUCGUGCGAGCAGAACGCACAGAUACUCAUGAGACUGGAGCGCGAGCGUAAUCGUAAAUUAUCGCUGACUUUACCCGGAUCCGCCAGCGAAAUGGGACUGGUAACUGGAGGAGGAUUGUUGGAUCUGCAGUGCGACACGCCCAGCCUGUCGGAUGUGGACAUCAUACCGCCCGUGCCGCCGCCGCCUGCCAUGAAGCGGAACGGCAGCAUGCGCAGCCUCAGACUGUUGCAACAUCUGCAGCAGCAGCAGCAGCAACAACAACAGUUGGUAUCCUCUGGCAGUCACAACAACAAUUUGGCUCAGCUGUGCAGUAGCGAUCUGUUGCAGGAGUGCACCAAAUCGGCGCUGGACGAGUGCACUGCCACGUUGCUCAAUUGCACCGCCACCGCCAAUGGGAGCAGCAAUCAGAGCAGCAGCAACAGCAACAGCAUAAGCAGCAGCAGUCAUUGCAACAACAACAAUAAUAAUGCCAAGCCAGAUAUCUGCCACACGCAUGGCCAGCACCACAGUCAUGGCCAGAAUCACAGUCAAAGUCUGAGCAAGCCACAGAGCAAACAUGCAACAAACCCGCCAUUUGCUGCCCACGAGGAGGAUGAGAUAUUCACGCCCCACUCGAAGAAAUCGGAUCCGAGUCUGUGCUUUCUGGUGCCACCAGUUGGUGCCGGCACGGGUGCAGCCGCAGCUGCGAGUGCAGCAGCCGGAAACGGAAGUGCUGCCUCGAAAUACAACACCAUCGGACCGAGCAGCGAUUAUGCCCGACACCUGGCCCACUACAGUCGCUACCUGCAGAAGCAACACCAACAGCAGCAGCUGGCACACUUUCAGCAGCAGCGCUGCCGCUGCUUCUCCCAAUCGCUGCUCAACUUCCCCCAACAGGGAGCCCAACAGCAGCAGACUCUACAGCAGCAGCAGCAGCAGCAGAGUCUCCAGCCUGCCAUCUUUCACACGAGCAGCAUGGACUGGACAUUGCCAAUUAAUAGUCGCAGCUUUGGCAAUUUGGUCAACAUAGAGGGCAGUGCCAUCGGUGGCUGCCGUGUGCCGUAUCAGAAAAUGCCACAGCACCAGGGUGCCGGCGGCAGCGGUGGGGCAUUGGCCGACUCCACCUUCACCAUGACAUCGUUUGACAGCGACAUCGGCAUUGGGAUCGGGCAUGGGCAUGGGCAUGGGCUCAAAGAACGCGAAUCGCAGACAUCGCUGCACCAGCAACAAGGCGCUGCACAGUUGCACAGCCAUUCGCAUUCGCAUCCGCAUCAUUAUCAUGCACACCAUGCGGUCGUGGGUGGAUCGGGCUCCGGCUCCCUCACGCCACAAAAGCAUCACCAGCUGCACUCGAGCGUUACGAGCAUCAUGCCAUGGAAACAUCGACAGUGUCCCAGUCGCGGUUCCUCCAGCUCCGGCACGAAUUCAUUCCGAUUCGAUGCGGCCAAGCAUUGGCUGGCUGUGAGCUCCAUACUCUUGAUAAUUGGGGCUGCCAGUGUGGCUGUGCCGCUGGCUCUACGUGUGGCAGCAAGUGCACCGUUUGAGGAACGUCUACGCGUGGCCGUGCAGCUGCUGGAUCAAGUGCCUUUAAUCGAUGGCCAUAACGAUUUACCCUGGAAUAUACGCAAGUUCCUGCACAACAAACUGAAUGACUUUAAUUUUGAUGAGGAUUUGCGCAAUGUAAUGCCCUGGGGUCGCAGCCACUGGAGUCACACGGAUCUCACGCGACUGAAGAAGGGACGCAUAUCAGCACAGUUCUGGGCCGCAUAUGUGCCCUGUGAGGCCCAACAUCGUGAUGCUGUGCAGCUCACGCUGGAGCAGAUUGAUGUGAUCAAGCGGCUCACGGAUCGCUACUCGCCGCAGUUAACAACGUGCACCUCGGCGCAGGACAUCAUUGAUGCGCACAAGAACCAACAGCUCUGCUCGCUGACUGGCGUCGAGGGUGGACACUCCCUGGGCGGCUCCUUGGCCGUGCUGCGCACCCUUUAUGCGAUCGGAGUGCGGUAUAUGACACUCACCUCCACUUGCCAUACGCCGUGGGCCGAUUCAAGUUAUGCGGACGCACCGACCUUCAAUAUGAAACAUGGCGGACUCACCCUCUUCGGGAAGACAAUCAUCCGCGAAAUGAAUCGACUGGGCAUGAUGGUCGACCUGUCGCACGUCUCCAAGGGCACAAUGCGUGACGCCCUCGAGGUGAGUGAGGCUCCUGUGAUAUUCUCACACUCCUCCGCCUACGAGCUGUGCAACACGAGCCGCAACGUGCAGGACGACAUCCUGCAGUCGCUCGCCAAGAACGGUGGCCUCGUGAUGGUCAAUUUCUAUUCGAAAUUUCUAUCCUGCAGCGACAACUCGACCGUGCACGAUGCAGUCGCGCAUAUUAAUCACAUUAAGCGCAUCGCCGGCAUCGAUCACGUUGGCCUCGGCGCCGGCUACGACGGCAUUAAUUACACACCCAAAGGCCUGGAGGAUGUCUCCUCGUACCCGACACUCUUUGCGGAGCUCCUGGGCGGCGGCUGGACGAUGGACGAGUUGACAAAGUUGGCGGGCGGCAACUUUCUGCGUGUCAUGCAGCAGGUGGAGAAGCUGAGGGAUGACAAAAAGACUGCCGGAGUCAAGCCGUACGAGGAUCACCCGAACUUCCGCACCGAUGAUCCGUACAACUGCACCUCCAGCUAAUCGAACAGCGGCCCCAGGCAAUCAGAGGUUGUGCCACAGAUCCCGGCAACGAAUGAGUAAAGUUUUCUAUGUGUAUAGAGAACUCCCACAAACUAAUCACAGUCUAGCCAUAAGUUGAGAUUUGUAUAAGCUUUAAAUACAUAGCAAAUAAUUAUAGAAACCAUUUACAUGGCAGAAGAAAUAAUUUCCUCUUUCCCUUUUACCACGAAACGAAUUUCUUUUGAUUUUGGUGACAAUCUACAGACUGCCAACAAAAACCUAA
Drosophila guanche is the source of this 4304-nucleotide messenger RNA. RefSeq lists its product as uncharacterized. Lineage: Eukaryota; Metazoa; Arthropoda; Insecta; Diptera; Drosophilidae. Gene Ontology annotation, molecular function: metallodipeptidase activity. The transcript is spliced from 14 exons. The record is from RefSeq and is a predicted model, not a curated record. Bases 836 to 4042 code for a protein of 1068 amino acids. Gene Ontology annotation, biological process: proteolysis.